AUGUCAUGCAAAAAACUAAACAGCGUAUCCAACAUUGGGAAGUCGGUUUCUUAUCAAAGGCAGGUAGACAUACACUUAUCCAAAGCAAUUUGGAAGCUAAAGAGUUCGUACCUCCUUCCUAGUUACCUCUGCUCAUCUUCCCUCCUUCCUAAUGAUGUAGCUAAAGAGUUAGACUCCCUUCACCGAAAAUUCUUUUGGAGACAAGAGAAAGAUAAAAACUGCAUCCCCCUUAUCGCUUGGGAUAAGAUUUGUAGACCAAAAAAUGCGGGUGGGCUAGGUCUCCGACGAACAAUGCCUCUUAACAACGCAUUCAUUGCAAAGUUAGGGUGGAAAAUUAUCUCCGAACCUAAUAGUCUAUUGGUUAAAAUCAUUAGAGAUAAAUAUCUCUGCAAUAAAUCCUUCUUUGAAUGCAUUCCAAAUGUUAAAGAUUCUUAUAUUUGGAGGAAAAUCCUUGCCCAAUGGGAAAUUUUAAGAAAAGGAAUUCGAUGGAAGAUUGGAAAUGUAAUGGAUAUACACUUUUGGAUUGAUAAUUGGGCCACCAACCAAAGCUUACUUGAACUGCGUACUUCAUAUGGAUCCAAAUCAAGUAGAGUUAGACACAAAAGUGUCAGACUUCAUUCUCCCUAA
Chenopodium quinoa (quinoa) is the source of this 627-nucleotide messenger RNA. RefSeq lists its product as uncharacterized. The record is from RefSeq and is a predicted model, not a curated record. NCBI's taxonomy places the organism in Eukaryota, Viridiplantae, Streptophyta, Magnoliopsida, Caryophyllales, Amaranthaceae. The transcript has a single exon. Bases 1 to 627 code for a protein of 208 amino acids.